Molecule: messenger RNA, 957 nt
Organism: Orbicella faveolata
Lineage: Eukaryota; Metazoa; Cnidaria; Anthozoa; Scleractinia; Merulinidae
Biological process (GO): signal transduction; activation of GTPase activity
Molecular function (GO): GTPase activator activity
Source: RefSeq, a predicted model, not a curated record
GCUGUCAAUCAUAUGCUGAACGUAAAUGGUAUUCGCAAAACACAAAUGGAGAAGACAUGAAAACUUAGAAUCUUUGACUUAUGAAAGUGUUAAAUUUUGACCUCAAACGGUCUUCUACAUCCCCCAGCCUGCUUCUCUGUACAAUGUUAAGAAUAUGCAAGGCGUUAAAUUGAGCGUGACAGGAAUUCUGAAGCUAUGAGCUCGUCAGUCAAGGCCAAGGCAAUAUUUCCGUCCAUCUCGAUAACCAAGAAGAAAGGCAAAACAGGGUCUGGAACAACGUCGCAAACUUCAAAUGCACAGUCCUUGCCUUUUCUGCGGCCUCUAACACCGGAAUCCAUUCGCAAGCAAGCUCCCCCAAGUCCGAGCGAACCAGGUCGCAGUUUUCCAGCGCGUGGUGCUUCACCGGCUCAUUCGCCGUCGCUAUCUCGGUGGUCAAAUUCCGGCGAAACAAACCUAUCAGCGCUGGAAAAUGGUUAUCAAUUGAGCCAGUCAACCCCGGAUUUGCGGAUCGGGUACAGACAUGUUCGGAGUAUAAGUCAGCCGGUGAAGCCAGUGGCUGCCACUUCACACAGAGAAUCCUUUUCUUCGGUCACAUUCCCUGACCGAAGUAACUCGGUUAACAGCGACACUAGUUAUUACGCUGAAGCAGCAGAAGUGCCAAUGAUAGUUCAAGAAGAUAUCAUUGCUUUAACCUGCCAUGUCAGGACGUUUUCGGAAGCCCUGAGCUCGCUGCGAAACACGUUUAUAGAAUGCGAAGAUAACCCCGAUGAUGAUCCGCCAGAAGUGAAAGCACAUGAACGUCUUGGUGAGGUGCUGUCUGUUCUUAAGGGAGUCCUCAAUAAAUACCAACCUUUGCACUCAACAGACAUUCUCGCAUCAGCUGGGACAUUGAUAAGCAAGGUCAAAAGUCACAAUUAUGAAGAUACAAGUAAAGCACCUGAUGAAUUCUAUGAAUCU